Psammomys obesus (fat sand rat) is the source of this 2224-nucleotide messenger RNA. RefSeq names its product coiled-coil domain containing 96 (gene Cfap184). Bases 1 to 1740 code for a protein of 579 amino acids. The transcript has a single exon. Gene Ontology annotation, biological process: cilium assembly. NCBI's taxonomy places the organism in Eukaryota, Metazoa, Chordata, Mammalia, Rodentia, Muridae. The record is from RefSeq and is a predicted model, not a curated record. Gene Ontology annotation, cellular component: ciliary basal body; axoneme.
AUGGACAGCCACGACAGGGACCCUGCGGGCGAAGGCGGAGCCGAGGAAAGCCUGACCGGGCAGCGGUCCGAGAUCAAGGUCAGCUCUGAACCUCAGAUCCCGGCCGACCUUGCAGAGCCAGAGCCGAAGCAUGAGUCGGAACCAGUGCAGGAGCCGGACGCGGGGCUGCAGCCGGAGCCGGAGCCGGAGCCUGAGCCCCAGAGCCAGUCGGUGGCGGAAGGCCCAAAAACAGAGGCGUCGGAGGAGAGAGCGUUCGAGUAUGUCGAAGUCUUGGAAGUUGCAGAGGCCGCUGAGGACAAGGGUGAGGCAGUAGGGGACAAGGGUGAGGCCGUGUCCCAGGAGCCAGAGAGCCUGCCGGAGACUCAAUCCAAGACUGAGCCGGAGCCCAAGGAGCCGGAGGAGGACGAGGACGAAGGUGAGGGUGAAGACGACUACGAGGACGAGGAAUUCGACAAGCCGGAAAAGCACAAAGAGAAAAAGAGAAAGGGGUCACGGUUCCGGCCCUCUCUGCCGCUCACCACUAUCGUCGAGGAGUCGGCUGCUCUAGCCCCAGGGUUUGAGAAAAAAAAGUCAGAGCACGUGAAAGGCACUGAGGCGAAAGAGGUGACAGGUCGAGAACGACGCAGAAGCAGAGAAGAGCAUCUUCACCCUAGAGAGGAGGAGGAGGAGGAGGAUGACGACAAGGAAGACUUCGACGACUUUGAGUGGUCGGCGGAUGUGCAGAAGGUCCAAGAGCAGCAGCUGCGCGGUGAGCUCGUGGACCAGUACCGCAACCUGCUGGGGGAGAGGACCCGGUAUCAGCGCUACAAUAUGUACCUGCAGCAGAAGAUUCAGGAGAGCCUACGCAAGAAGGGCCUGGAAGGAGCAGCGGAACCUGUGGAGAAAGGCACGGAACCAGAAUCUCCUGAGAAAGAGCAAGCAUACUUGCGCUAUCUGGCCAUGCUGGAGGAACUGAAGAAACAAGAGGCAGACGACCUACAGUGGUACCGAGAGGAGGUUCGUGAGCUGAAGCAACAGUGCCAGGAGAAGCAGGCCAGGGUGGAGAAAGAGUGGCGGCGCUUCCAGGCCCUGAAGAAGCAGGUGGUGUUGCAGGUCAUGGGCAGCUGCCGCAUGCGCGGUGGGCGCCAGGCCGCUCUGAGAGAGGUGGAACAGAUUCAGGCUCUGGAGGAUAAAAAGGAGAAGGAGAUGAGCGCAGUGCGUCUGGAGAACGUGCAGCUGAAGCAGUGCCUGGUACACUUUGAAACCAGAAUGAAGGCCCAGGAGGACUUGGCUGAGGGGCUGCUCCUCAUUGAUUUUGAACAGCUCAAAAUUGAGAACCAGACCUUCAACGAAAAAGUCGAGGAACGAAACGAGGAACUUUUAAAACUGCGUUCUAAGGUGACCAGCAACGUGCAGAUUAUAACCCACGUGAAGGAGAAACUGUCUUUCAUAGACAUGGAGAACACGUGCAAAAAGGCACACCUUUUGGAAAUCGAGGCCCAGGUGGCCCUGGGGAGAGACCUACUGACGAAGACGAAACAAGCCCGCGACAGCCUGCGAACUGACAACAUCAAGCUGAAUCAGAAAUGUGGGCUUCUGGGCAAGGAAUCACUCCUCAGAGACAUGGAAGAAAAGGUGGAGAAAACAGAACAGCUCAACAAGCGUCUGGAAUCCCUGAAGCGCCAUCAUGCCGGACUCACCUUGUCCUGCAAAGGGGUGAAGCAGAAAAUCAGGGAAACCAAAGCAUUCCUCCCCCCUUGACGGUCCUUGACAGGACAGUUGGCAAAACCUCCGAAAUUCCAGAAACUGCCCUUCACUCUCUUCUGCCCUCUGUCAUUCUGUGGGACUUGAAAUGCAACUUUAUUUUUGUCUGUAUUCAGCUUCCAAACUCCUGCUGAACACAUCUGGAUAGCAGUGGUUCCACAUGAGGUUAAGUAAAAUACAUCUAGAGAGAGGGUGGAGUGAUUAAAUUGACUUCUGAUGAAAAGCCUUUAUAGCCAAGCAGCUCUAUAGUCUAAAGGAGUGUUAGAACCGUUCCUUGCUUAUAUGUAAGGAUGGCUUAAAGGUUCAGCCAGUUGGCAAAGCACAGAAAAUCCCUAUGCAUUGGUCUGAUCACUCAGUCAUCUUUGCACUAAUUAAACUUUACAGUCUUGAAUCACUGUCUCAAUUAGCCCACAAAUUCCCAUCUGUGUGUGGGUUUGUGUGGGCAUGUGGAGGCUUGGGGAACAUAUCAGGCAUCUCUUGC